This is a messenger RNA of Schistocerca cancellata (South American locust), 1320 nucleotides long. RefSeq names its product estradiol 17-beta-dehydrogenase 2-like. The record is from RefSeq and is a predicted model, not a curated record. NCBI's taxonomy places the organism in Eukaryota, Metazoa, Arthropoda, Insecta, Orthoptera, Acrididae. Bases 16 to 1188 code for a protein of 390 amino acids. The transcript is spliced from 8 exons.
AAAAACCACGGGCUCAUGAUGCAACAACGAAAGCAGUCACGCAACUGGCUCAGAUAUUCCUUGACCUUCGGACGACUAACAGCGGCGCUGGACUGUCAAUGCACACGCAGUUGCCGGCAGUUCGCUGUGUCCUGCGGUUUCUUCGAUCUCAGUAAAGCAGGAAGCAGAGGAGGUAUGUUGGCAGCACUGGCGGCGGUGUGCCAGUGGGUUGGCGCUGUGUCACUGGCGUCGCUGCUGGUCUGGUUGGUUGGCACCGCCCUGGACAAGCUGAGGCCGCUGCGGCUCCUGGACAACCUGCCGUCGCGCGCCGUCCUCAUCACAGGAUGCGACUCUGGCUUCGGGCACGAACUGGCACGCCAUCUGGACGGGCUGGGGGUGCCGGUGUUCGCGGGCUGCCUGUUCCCUGACGGUCCCGGUGCGCGCAGACUCGCCGCAGACUGCUCCUCCAGGUUGCGCGUGCUGCCGCUAGAUGUCACCUCAGACCAGCAGGUGGCCGACGCCGUCGUCUCCGUCCAAACAGCACUUUCGCACGCGUCAGGCACAGAGCUAUGGGCGGUGGUAAACAACGCAGGAAUCGCCGACCUCGGUGAAGUGGACAUCACGCCGCUGGAGAAAUUCCAGCAGGUACUGGACGUAAACACGAUGGGCGCAAUAAGGGUCUCCAAGGCGUUCCUGCCGCUCCUCAAGAAGUCUAAGGGCCGCAUCGUCAACGUCGCCAGCCCUAUAGGCAGAGUGCCAGUUCCGAGGGUGAGUGCAUACUGCCUGUCCAAAAGUGCGCUGAUAAUGUUUUCGAAGGUCUUGAGAAUGGAAAUGAAGGAAUGGUCCGUCUCUGUCUGCACUGUGGAACCUCCUCUUUGUCAAACACCUAUAUUAAACACAGAAUGCUUGAAACUGAAGUACUUCGAAAAUAUUGAGAAGACUCUCCCGGAUGAUAAAGAAGGCAUUCGACAGGCAAGAAAAAAGGAUUGUGAGACAACGCUAAGAGCUGUCAAGUGGAUGACUUGGCGGGAUAUCUCAGACGUGAUCGACGAGAUGGUAAAAGCCUGCGUCGGCAGGAAUAUGCAGAGAAGACGCGUGGUUGGUUUCAUAGAAACUAUUAUAUUUGAUAUACAAGCCAACCAACCAGAGUGGCUGACGGAGUUUACGUCCGGAAUAUUCUGGACGAUAAUGAACAUAAUAUGGCGAUAAUGAAGUUGCCGACAUAGCCUCGGAAGGAAGAACUUUUUGAGGUGGAUGAGGAGAGUGCGAUGAAGCAAGGAACCUUUGUACUUCCUGAGUGAAUUAUUUGUACUGACUUUACAAUAAAGUUUUUAAAAAUAA